Molecule: messenger RNA, 894 nt
Organism: Dujonia railenensis
Lineage: Eukaryota; Fungi; Ascomycota; Pichiomycetes; Serinales; Debaryomycetaceae
Source: the annotation of a GenBank genome assembly
AUGUCUGACAAUUUACGUAGCAGUACCGUGCCAUUGGCGGUGAAAAAAAGAAGAAGUCUAAGUAGUAUGUUUCAGCCUCCUAACAAAAAGAUUAAGCAAAGAUCAUCUACUUUGACCAGCUUAGAAGUAAAUAGAGCAUCGUACACUAAUUUUUUGGUUGAUUCGAGUACUCACAUCUAUGGUGGGACUGAAAGCCCUACUGAAAACACUCAAUUUGCAGCACUUAAAAGUGAGAAUACAACAGAAAACCCACCUCGUUCAGUCAAUGAUGUUGAGAUAGCACAUUGGCGCAAAACAUUGUUUUCUUCUACAUGGGAAGGGCCUCCAGAGCUAAUCUUAGGCAGUACGAGGUAUACAGGUAUCUCCUAUGAGAAUUUAUUCAUUCCAGACACCAAGCCACCGAACCCACCAAGCUUGAAAAAAUCUCCAAGAUUGGAGUAUAUACAGCCCAGCCUGGGCCCAAGCUUAGCGGAGCCGACUAGAAGAAAUCUGAUAAGAAGGCUAUUCACUAAAGACAUACAGCCUAUAAAGAGAACUCAUAAGCCUAUUUUUGGAUCACUAAGGCAUCUAUUUAAGAGAAAUAUUGUACCUAGCAAGGAAGUCAAUGACCGCGGAUCUGAGAAUGUAAUGCAAGAAGGGAAUACACUGGCAGCAAGUGUAGAAGCUACUCGCACAAUGAGAAAACCUCCAUUACCAGAGAAAAAGAAGAUCAGGACCAAUCCGAAAACUUACUUGCUUUCUCAGCAGGUAUUUGGCGAAGAUAAUGAGGAUGUACUCGGUGCCCUCCUUUACAUUAAGCAAAAUGCAGAAAAGACGGAAGCGGGACAUAGUGAGCUGGGGCGCGAAUCACCGAACAAAGGCUUGUCCGUUGACUUUUCAAAUUUGGAAAUUUAG